UCUAUUCGCAGCCAACUUCACGUUCCAUUGGUUUGGGUGUGUAUCUUUUUGUUCAAGUCAGGCGAACUUGAACUUAUUUGUCGGAAAUAUUGACAAAAUAUUAAACAUAAAACUGGCCUAUCCGAGACAGCCGUAAUGGACGUAAUGUCAUCAUCACUGCAACAGCAGCGCAUUGUCGUUGACCAGCUGCGUCGGGAGGCGGCCAUAGAUCGGCAGUCGGUGUCUGUAUCUUGCGACAAAAUGAAGAAAUAUAUAUCGGAGCACGAGCAGGAGGAUUACCUAUUGACUGGUUUCACCAGCCAGAAGGUAAAUCCCUUCCGUGAGAAAUCCUCGUGCACUGCUCUUUAAGCCGUUUCGAAUCGGAUAAUAUAUAUUUGUUUUUCGUUAUUAAGUUCUUUAUAAACAAGCACCCAAUUAAAGAUGAUGAAUAAAAACCUGAUUAAUAACACCACCAGCUAAAAACAUUAUAUUGUGCAAAAUAUAUAUAAACACAAAUUACAAAAAGCAAUAUUAUACAAAACCAAAAAAAAACUUAAAAACAAAUAGAAAUCUGUAAAAGGACCUAAUGUGUACCAAAUCGUAAAUACUUAGAACGAAAAGACAUAACAGUAUAGAAACAGCAAUGAAAAUGUUAAAUUCUCCAAAAAAAACCUUAACUUUUGGCAUUUAUUCGGGAAAUAUCAGCAUAUAGUAAAGCAAGCAGUGUACACGAAUAUCCCAACUUAAAGGACAAUUAUUGUGCGGACUAUAGCAACAACUACCUAAACUAUGAAAUCUAUAUCUACAUAUACUAUAUCAAUCCAAUAUAUAUUUAUUAAAACAUAGUUAACACACACAAAUAAAAACAAAACAAACAACA
Molecule: messenger RNA, 859 nt
Organism: Drosophila montana
Lineage: Eukaryota; Metazoa; Arthropoda; Insecta; Diptera; Drosophilidae
Gene: Ggamma1
Product: guanine nucleotide-binding protein subunit gamma-1
Exons: 2
Coding region: 136-348 (70 amino acids)
Biological process (GO): G protein-coupled receptor signaling pathway
Cellular component (GO): heterotrimeric G-protein complex
Molecular function (GO): G-protein beta-subunit binding
Source: RefSeq, a predicted model, not a curated record